Corylus avellana is the source of this 678-nucleotide messenger RNA. NCBI's taxonomy places the organism in Eukaryota, Viridiplantae, Streptophyta, Magnoliopsida, Fagales, Betulaceae. The record is from RefSeq and is a predicted model, not a curated record.
CGUGAUAUUUGAUCUUUGAAUUUACCUGCAGUGUUUAGAAGCUCAAACUUUACAUCCUCAUCCUCCGUUCAAACCCUUCUCUCCUCUCUCUCUGAUCUGAUAGCAAUUUCUUUUAUAUUAUUUGUGCGAGCCUCUUUCCUUAUCAUAAAUAUAUAUGUAUAUAUAUAUUAGAUAGACACUUUGUUUGUCUAAAACCCUAAGAGCUGCUACUAUUGCUUUGCCAACUCCAACUUCAAGUGCAGAUUCAGUUAGGCUUGUUACAUAAGGAUGGCGAGAAAGAUGCUUAUUGAUGGGGAGCUGAGCCAGCCUAAUGGGGAGGAAGGCCAUUAUGAUUUUGACUUGUUUGUCAUUGGAGCUGGAAGCGGCGGUGUUCGUGCUUCAAGAUUUUCUGCUAAUUAUGGAGCCAAGGUUGGAAUUUGUGAGCUUCCAUUUGAUCCAGUCAGCUCAGAAGUUCUUGGAGGAGUUGGUGGAACGUGUGUCCUUCGCGGUUGUGUUCCCAAGAAGAUUUUGGUGUAUGGAGCAUCUUUUCGAGGUGAACUUGAGGACGCCAAGAAUUAUGGGUGGGAACUGAAUGAGAAAAUUGACUUCAACUGGAAGAAACUUUUGCAUAAGAAGAAGCUCGUCCCACGUGCAGUUGAUACAUUCAAGGUAUCAUCAAGGUAUGAUCCAACGGUUUGA